This is a messenger RNA of Pangasianodon hypophthalmus (striped catfish), 2132 nucleotides long. RefSeq names its product heparan sulfate glucosamine 3-O-sulfotransferase 3B1. Gene Ontology annotation, molecular function: [heparan sulfate]-glucosamine 3-sulfotransferase activity. The transcript is spliced from 2 exons. The coding region runs from base 274 to 1311 and encodes 345 amino acids. The record is from RefSeq and is a predicted model, not a curated record. Lineage: Eukaryota; Metazoa; Chordata; Actinopteri; Siluriformes; Pangasiidae.
GCGCACGAGCCAGAAGCGCAGUAGGACACAAAUAGGGUCACAUCCAUGCAUGCAGUAUACAUGCUGCUGUUAUUAAUGCAUAGUUGUGAGGUUUUGCUGGAAGGAGCCGUGGACAUGGGACACUGUUCUGCCAGAGGAGGAGUGAUGAAAGAGGCAGAUGCAGGACAGUCAGGGUUCUUGUCAGGGUUCUUCUCAUAGCUUUCCUGUCAGCACUUUGCCCUUUUGGCUUUACGGCAUGAUUCCAGCAUUAGCUCUUGAGAAGGACAGCUACCCAUGGGAUGUUGGGCGACAAGGUUUAUCCUGCAUCUGAAAGUGUUCUUCACCAUGAUUAUUUUGCUCACCUAUGUGUUCUACUGUCUGACCGGAUCCUGCGAUUUCACGCCGCUUCCGCUGCACGAGCGCAGAGCAACUUUAACGCAAGUUCCUCAGGACCGGAACGCGUCUCUCCAGCGAGGCUUUCCGGCGCGAGUCCCUGAACAAGACGCGAGACCUCUUUCCGGGGACGUUUCCAACCUCUCGGUAUCCGACAGCUUCGGGACUAAAGAGUUUCCUCAGGCCAUCAUUAUCGGUGUGAAGAAGGGCGGCACGCGCGCGCUGCUCGAGUUCCUGCGCGUGCAUCCCGACGUGCGAGCUGUGGGCGCAGAGCCGCACUUCUUCGACAGGUUCUACGAUAAAGGACUCGAGUGGUACAGAAAUCUAAUGCCUCGUACACUGGAGGGACAGAUCACGAUGGAGAAGACCCCCAGCUACUUUGUGACACGAGAAGCCCCUUGUCGUAUCUUCAGCAUGAACCACAACACUAAACUGAUCGUGGUAGUGCGGGAUCCAGUCACUCGGGCUGUCUCUGACUACACACAGACUCUCUCCAAAAACCCAGGGCUUCCCUCCUUCCAGAACCUGGUCUUCAAAAACUCCAGCACGGGCCUGAUUGAUACAUCAUGGAGCGCCGUGCGGAUUGGAAUCUACUCCAAGCACCUGGAGAACUGGCUCCGGUACUUUCCGCUCUCACGCUUGCUGUUCGUGAGCGGGGAGAGGCUUGUAACAGACCCAGCGAGCGAGAUGGCACGAGUGCAGGACUUCCUGGGCUUGAAGAGGCUAGUCACCAACAAGCACUUCUACUUCAACCAGACUAAAGGCUUCCCAUGUUUAAAGAAGCCAGAGGGGAGCAGCAGGCCGAGGUGUCUCGGCAAAUCAAAAGGCAGAGCUCAUCCUCACAUCCCAUCUGAUGUGCUGUACAAGCUCAGGGACUUUUACAGACCCUUCAAUCUGAAGUUUUAUCAGAUGACAGGCCAGGAUUUUGGCUGGGAAUGAAAGUUAUCCAGAGCUCAGUGGUAAAGGCUCCUAGAAUUGCCACUGAUACUGGUGAACCUUUAAGAAGGCCCUUAACUCUCACACACUUCAGGGGGUUGUACAAGAGCAGACUCUGAGCCCUGACCCCCCAAAGCUCAUAAUGGACAAAACGCCAACAAUUUUCCCUUGGGAAUGCUUAACAUAUAAAUAUUAAAGUGCUGGGUGUAGCAGCUGUUUCUUCUUGUUUGAUUCAGUGAUUAUAAUGUCAACACCAUGCCAAAAGCUAUUAAUUUUUUGAAUGUUUAUUAUGACUAUUAAGUUGUUAUUGCAGUACGAGCAUUCAAAAUGGUUGUACUUAGCAUACAGUUGACUUGUAUUAGACACAGGAGACAAGAUGCAGCAGUCUGCUUGCUCUUUUAAGUUAGUUUUUUUUUUUAAAUAAACACUAAAAAUCAAAUCACCCACUCAUCUUUUCAUCUCAGCAGCGAACACCUGAACCAUUUCUCCCCAAAUCUUUAUUUAAAUUCUUUUUUUAAGGACAGAAAGAUGUAACUCGAGCUCUUAUGUGUAGUAGCUUACUAGUUUAUCCUUACUAGUUUAUCCUAAACAUGGAGUCAGUCAGAUUGCAUUCCAGUUUAAGAAUGAAAUUUCAUUGUGUCCAAAGAUUACUGUACAACUCAUGAUGUUUGGAGUGAUCUCUUCAGUAACUGGAUGGUAAUGCUAGCAGAUAAUGCUUUCCCACAUUGUGAAGUGUUGCAACCUGGGAUUGAAAUUGACUAAAUUGGGAUUAUAUGUCAUGAAUCUAAACAGAAUAGCCCAUAAUUUUGAAGUGUUUGUUUGGG